Porites evermanni is the source of this 552-nucleotide messenger RNA. Lineage: Eukaryota; Metazoa; Cnidaria; Anthozoa; Scleractinia; Poritidae. The record is from the annotation of a GenBank genome assembly.
UUUUCCAUUUUUUGUAGAUUCAAGUCAAGCUCUACUGGUUUGCUUCUCGCCACAGACGUAGCCGCGAGAGGUCUGGAUAUCCCAGCAGUUGAACACGUGAUUCAUUAUCAAGUCCCCAAGGAUCCUGACGUAAGCAUUUUGUCUUUUUCAUUCUUGUCAAGCUUACUAGCUUUAAAGGGAGUUUAGGCAAAGACCGGUAACGGGAACGGCAAAUAAGGAAUAGGUUUUGAUUAGCAAAACAACAACUCUCACGCUUUUUUGUACAUUUCUUUACCGUCACUGCACGACUACGACGUGAAACUGCCUAAUUUCACGUUUUCUGAGUUUAAAUUUCUGAUAUAAGCAUUUUUACUGCAAUGAUUAAGGUUUAAACCUUUAAUUUUUCUACAUUGUGCUGUGUUACAGAUUUAUAUACAUCGCAGCGGCCGUACAGCCAGAGCCAGCAGAGAAGGUUUAAGUGUUGUUUUCGUGGGACCUGAAGAAAUGGGAUCUUACAAGAAAAUUAUGAAGACGCUCAAUGCAGGUACUGUGUCCACUGCUAAACCAAUAAAU